GUGCGAUGGUCAAUAGGGGCGAUGAAAAUAGAAGUAAAUGAAAAUUUGGGACAUGAAAAUUGUUUGUAAAUAGGAUUCCAAAAGAAAUGUUCAUACAAAACCACUGUGUCGUCACAACCAAUAUUCCAUGUUUAAAAAUGUGAUGGAUACGUGAAUACGCUAUACAAAAUGGAGAAUUACACCGGGUCCUUGGAUCCGGUGGCUGAAAGAUGGAACUCUUCAACGAUAGACUUCGCGGAGAUUACCAUGGACAGGAACUUCGCCCUGUUGCUAGUCUCCUUAAUAUCGGGAAUGCUUUGGAUAGUUUACAUAACUUACUACAAUAGCCGUGUAUUGGGCUACGUACUGACGAGGCUUGUUAAUAGGUUUUACUUUCAAGAUGAUAAUUUCAAAAUUGGUUCUUUCACCCUGAAUGCUCUAUCUGGAAAGAUUAUGUUUCGGGAUAUUGUCUAUAUCAACUAUGAUUACACUCUGCGGGUUCAAGACGGUUACUUAAUUUUUAGAUGGUGGAGGUCAUAUGUACCAAAAGAUGUUUCUGAAGAUCUCUCUCAUUCUGACACCCGCCUCUCUAUAAUGUUGAAUGGCUUUGAAUUACAUGUUUAUAAUAGAUGCGACCUCUACCACGAGUUGGAAAAGAUAUUUGGUUUAGAUCCUCUCAUUAAACAGCCACACGACGACGACUCCACUGACCAAGAUAAAGCCAUGAAUGAUGCUAAUGAAAAAAGACGUCGGGCUCAGGAAGCAGUGAGGUCUGAAGCAGCAAUGGCGAGAACUUGGCGCGAUCUCAUCCCAGUUAUAAAAAUAGAUAUUUGUACUGGUAGAGUUGUCUUCGGCAAUCGCUUAGUACCAACAACAUUAUCUAUAGGUGUAGAAGAAGCACACUUAAUGUAUAGUACGAAGCCACCUGCAUCAAGCUUAGAUCACCUUAUGCAUUUUGUCAAAGCGAAAGCUGAGAACUGUAAAGUGAUUCUUGCUCCAAGUCCAAACUACACAUCAAUGGUUGAUGAACCUCCUCGAUACAUGGGCGAGGGUUUCGUCGUCAUGAGCUCAAACUACAUCGAAGUAUAUUUCUAUAUGGACGAGCCUGGUUUAGUUCCUGAAGCACCAGUAUUAUUACAGUUAGCAAAUGGUGAUAUUGUAGAGUCAGCACCUCCAAUAUGGGGCGUUGAUAUUAAAUGUGGUAAAGGUACCGACUUUAGUUACGGUCCGUGGGCCGAUAGACAACGAGACAAUUUGUUCAAAUUUUUCUUUCCACCUAAUUAUAAAAAUUUAGAAGUUACUCCACAACCGAAGGCAGGGGAUAGAAGACAAAUGCAGUCUUUCGAUAUACGUCUAUCUACACUUAACGAAGCGACAAUUGAUAUUCUGUUCACGAAAAAUAAAGAAACGAAUGCCGUACAUAUCAACAUAGGUGCUGGUUCUUAUCUUGAAGUAACAUUGCCUUGGAUAGUGCUGCAAGAUGGAUUCACGACGAAAAUAACUGGUCAACUCCUGCAUCUGGAAGCGACAACGAGUUUGCAGUAUAGAAGUUUAGCUGAAAGUGAAACUUUGGAGUACACUGUGAAAUGCCAUUAUCCGCUUGUUUGGAAUCAUCAUCAGUGCUGGCAACUGUCUUUGACCGGUUGCAAAGCCACUGCCCAUUUUGUCUACACACAUAUAGAUUUCUUCCAAGACCUGACCAAUGAUUGGGCGAGCAAGGCACGACCUGAUAUUCUGCAUUUUGUACCUUAUACAUGGAAAAUAUCACUUCUGCUCAAAGAGUGCGAAGUGGUCACUGUAAGUAAUCAGCAUAAUUGGAUCGACUGCAGUUCUACUAACCAAGAAAACAAUCACGUCGCGUUUUGUGGUGAUCUUCUAGAUGUGUCAUUCGAUCUUCCAUUUGUAGAUUUCCUUCCUGAUGUUAUCCCGUUAAAAAUAUGGGUGCAAGGGGAAGCAGUCGAUAUGAGUUUAUACUUGCCUGAAGUGAACACAUCAAGGUUACUUCUCUUAUCAAUUGACAAGAAUAUGAAGUUAGUCCCAAGUCGGUUAAGAGCAUCAAAAUGGCGAAGGAAAUGCGUCAAAUCUCAAGGUUGGGUGGAUUGUUGGUCGGUCCCAAUUGUAGCCUUGAGCGUGCGAUAUAACUACCAUCCAAUACCACCACUCGGUCCAGAACCCCAGGCGGACAUAACCACACCAGAAAAGGAAGAGAUUCUUCUAUCUCCCAUGAGGAUACCCAGAAUACGAAAGCAGCCGCAAUUAAAUUGGGCUAUGGACGGGAGUAAUUUCGAUAGAACAACCCUGGCCCCUGAUAAAGUCAGUGUUGAAUUGGAAGUUGGUCCAUCAGUUCUUCUGGCCUAUGGGACGAUUAUCACAAGUUUCAUGAACUUAUUGGAAAACAUAUUCGGCGAAGAUCAGACAUUCACGGAUAUGCAAAAAGCACCUACAACUGGCACUUACUACUGGGCAAGCGAUAACGCUACGAAGUUAAAUGAUAGAAGCAGUAUUAACCAACACUCUGAAAUUUCUAUGGAUGAUUCCACCGAUUCGAGCAAAGGUCCGUUCGAUCCAAGAAAGUGCCGACCAUUGGACGUCACAGUCUCCAUAAUAAUACACGAUAUUCAGGCGCAUCUUGUAAAAAAUUGCAGUGAAAAUGAACCAACCUGUCCCGUGGUACUCAUAGAAAGGUUCGGUUUUGAAAUGGACAAGAAGUUUAGAGAAACAAAGCUUCAACUUCUAUUGAGUCCGUCAAUUUUAAUAUCUGCAAAUAAUCUGUCACGGCCCAAUGUAAACGGUAAUACGAAUUCAAGUGCGCUACAACAAGGCCAUAUGAUGUUAUCAUCGUUUCAGCUGAGGGGAAACGGAUUCUUCAGUGAUACUAAUCGUGGGAUAGAAGAUGAGACCGUUGAGUAUGCCUGGAUGAUGGAACUUCAGCUAGGGCAACUGACCGGUCGAAUGACAUUACCGCAGCUGUAUCAAGUGGUUUCCUCAUUAGAGACGUUCUUACUACUCAUUUGUGACAAUGAAAAUGAAUUAAUACCACCAAAUUCCGUUAAGCAGUGCCAUCACGGACUCAAUAACGUUCUUUGCCCCGAAACCGAUAUUCCGUUGAGAUAUAGAUGCCCGACUCCAAACGAAAUUAAAUACAAAAUGAUACGAGUUGCGGUAGACCUUGUAGAUUUGUAUAUUGCCGAUUCAAAUACAACUCUACAAUCGUGGAUUUCCCCGAUUCGAUUGUCAUUCUGCAAUUUACAUGGCUCAGGAUGCGGGACAGGUAUAACGGGCCUGCUUCCCAAUAUCAAACUCGCUCUCUACACACAAACAAACAUGCAAACGAACACCCAUCAUAAUUCAAACGGUAGUAACAAUAGCCAAAGUAAAUUACCGGAAAGUGAGAAUUGGGUGGGCGUCGGUUCCAUGGCUCUGGGUCCCGUGCUGAUAGAGGCCGCAUCAUCAUUACCACAAAGCCCUAAAAACAUUCACUUGGUCCAACAGAAGUUUCUAAAAAUGCACGACGAAAAAUUUAAACGAUUGUGGUUCCUUUGGCCCAACGAUGGAAAGGGCUCCCAGUGCGGCUGCAAUGGUGGAUGUGCAUUUUUUGGUUCGAAUAGAAACGGAACCAACUUCUUCAAACCUAGUCCUGCAGAUAUUAACGAUGGCGUCAAUAUAGCAAUGUUCAAUGUGAUAGAAACAAUUCCCGGGGAAUACGGCUACGGGCAGAGCCUCUUAAAUCCCGGUCAGUUGGUAUUCCAUACACCGCCUUAUAACAGUUUAAAUGUAUGCUUACAACCAACAAAUGUCUCGAUGCUGGUACCUUCGCCGCUCCCACAAAUUAUCAAUAAAUCACCACAAACAGCCGAACGUCGAAGCUUAACACGAAGAUUUUCGUACACUAGCGUCAAUAAAGGAAGCAAUAACGUUUUAGUAUCAAGCACAAAAAGCGAUGUUCCAUAUGCUCGUCUGGUGGAUUCGUCAGCCCCAUUAGGCAGUUCGAAAAUUGAUAGUGACUCUAAAUUAAACAAAACGAUACUCACCGUACCUCAGCUAGAAAGCAGUGUAUCAGACUCUAAGUUGGCGUUAAGCUGUGUAGUAAAAGAUAGCCCAAACAUUGCAAGUAAAAGACAUCAUAUUCAAGGUGACGAUCACUUUACAGUACCAAAAGUGCCUCCAAGAAAUGUUGCCGUAUCAGAAUCUCACUACUCGCUCAACUCUCAACAUCAUCCCGAUGAGCCUACGCCUCUUCAAGUUCAAAGAACUAUGUCGAUCACAAGUGAGAACCAUUCUGAAGCAUUCUUCUCGGCUGAUGAAGAUAUGUUCCCAAGUCGCUCGUCCAGCUUAAAGCAUUCAUUCGGUAGUCGACACAGCAAUCCACGAGACAAACAUUCAUACGCAAUUAACGAUGUUCCGACGGAUAAAUGGACUGGAUCAAUUCCUAGAUCGGAGAUGAGAGAUGGACCUGAUAACAUCAGCACGAUAAGUGGAGUUCAACCGGAUUCCGAAAGCGGAUCCGUUUCAUCGACCUCAUUUAUAUCGGCGAUUUCUUCCCAAGAAGAUAUGACUCUAGUGAACCUUCAUAUGCAAACAAAUAAGCCGAUAGUUGAUUCCCCAUUGCUCAUGUCGAGUUAUAUGAACAACUUGCCUCAAUAUAAAUGUGUCAAUUGGUCGUCUUGCUCUUUGCCGUGUGGCAAUGAUCUAUUUACCUUACCCCUUUUUAAGAGAGCUGAAGAUGGUUCUCUGGUAUAUGUCGGCCAAAAGUAUUUGCCUAAUUUUGAAACUGUAGGGAAAGUUAAUAUUUUAAAACUGAUAUCGAAGAGCAAUCAAAGCAAUCAGAAUCUGCAUGGACCUUACGCCAAUUUACCGCCCCAUUUCAAUUCCCAAAUAAAGACCCAUCCCUACCCACUGUCGUGGUGGGACUUGCAGCAGAACACGCAAGAUAACCAAGAAAGUAACGAUAAAAGCACACCGUCUACGCUAACCACGUCAAGUGAUAGUAAAGAUGGCUUAUUUGUCCGACUUCGCGGCGAAAUAGACGUGAUGCUAACCCCGCUGGUGCUAGAAAGUACGCAGAAAUUUGUUGAAUCAAUCACGCCAGUACUGGCCAACGUACACCCGAUCACAGUUAUAAAUCACUUGAGGCUUUUGUGCAUAUCUUCAGUUGAAUCUUCAAACGUCCUGAAGCAAAAGCAACACGUACUCAACUGGCUGCCGCAGAUGCAAGCCCGGAACGAAUCCAGUAUCAUUAUAGAUAAAGAUGAUAAAUGUAAGCUGGCCACGAUACCUCAAUCAAACGUAUAUGAAGAAACAAUAAAUACUCAAAUCCAAGCAACGGUUACUGUACCAAAAGUGAACGUGAUUUUCAUUCAAUCAUCGGUAGUUGAAGAUAUGAUUUCCUUCUCUGCUUUGGAUAAUAUCCAGGAUUUGACUUGCGUGUCGCUGUUUGGGGUUUCCAUGGAGAAUAUUGUGGCUAAAUAUGUCAGUUCCAGAAAGACAUUGGAGUCGAUACAGCUGUACUACAGACCGACCUUACGGGCGUUAGGUAGUAAGAAGUCUUUUGGUAUCAUGAAGGGUCCGAGGGCCUUAAUAUCUCAAGCGGCUGGUCGCAAGAGAGGACCGGAAAAGGGAGAACCAGUUUUCAUUGAAAGUUCUCAGCAGCAGUGUGAGGAUACAAACAUAACGCUCAAUGUUGGUAAAGUACACGGGCAGUUACGGCGUAUUCGUAACGAAUCGUCACAAUUGAAAGACGCAACGAUAACAGGGAUCCCUUGUCAGCAUUCUAAAGUUGCCUUCAAAUUCGUGAGAAUCGAUAGUUCUAGAGGAUGCGAUCCUACUCUUCCGCAAAAUGGACCUCCAGAAGGUCAGAAAGAGAAUUCCAUAGGUUACAUUAUGUUCGAAUGUGGAUUGGAAGGUGUCUCGGUGAAGGUCUCCAACCAUUCUGCAGCACACAAGCCGAACGAGGAUAAAAAGCCGCGUCCUGACAGCGAAAGUUGUAGAGAAUCCGUGAAAUCGGCAGAAGAGACAAAACCAGAAAAGGAAAAGUCAAAAGGGAUCCGGACGUCCGGUUUCGAAGAGUUGUUUAAGAAACGGGAGUCUAAUUCGAAGCCUAGCACCCCCAAUUUGGGAACUACUCAACCUCCUCCCGUUCCACCUCCCCCUGAGCCGACUACUCCAGGGCCUGAGGAGCCCUCGAAUGACAGUUGUACGACAUUAGUUCCAGCCAAGGAUAAUGGGAAUACGUCGUCGUGUGCCAUUGACCUGAAAGUGGUUUGGUUCAAUUUCGCCGCCCCGCCCAGGACUCCGAUAACGAAGAAGAUUGAUUAUACGAGAUUGGACUGGAACCUGCUGAGCACAGCGUCACCUGCUAUCAACGCUUGGAUGAAUCCAUGCAAUCGUCUUGGCAUCCGCGUCGUCAGUAUGUAUCGGGCACGCGCCAGACGCCUAGCAGCGACAGCCGCUAGCCUCAUGGCUUCAGCUCUUGACCGUGCUCCUAAUCAUACUUUACCCAAGAGUCGCUAUGGUCGUCACACGCCCAUGGCGAAGCAAUUGCGCGAAGAACCAUCCCUCCAAUUGUGCGCCGUGUUGUUGAGAUACGCCCUGCAGGCUGAUGCAGCCGCCGUACAAGCCGACCUGGCCGAGAGGCAUCUACCCUCGCUGUCUACAUUACGACAGGGAGUGAUAGUACUUACUCGGCAAUGGAAGAACAUUCUCUACACACCCUUGCUUCUGGAGCACAGCUACAAGAGCAAAGUCAUGAAGCCAGUUGCUGUGACGUUUGCUUUGCCAGAUUUAAUCGAGGACUCGGUAGAAGGUUGGCAAGAAUACCAGUUCGACAACGAAGGGCUUGAUGAGAACUGUCUGCUUCUCAACAUGGAGGCAGACAAAUUGACGUCUGCCUUACCGGCGUCGGUGCGGUCGGCAUGUCGCCCGCACUCCUACCCGUCUACGCCGCCGUCUGUGCGCGCGGCCCAAGCGAGUCGUGCGAGCCUUGUCUUCCCGUCUCUGCCUUUCUCGCGCAAGACGCCAUUCCAGGACGACGCCAUUGCCAAUUAUGGGACCUUAAAGGAAGAUCUCCCAACGGUAGGCUCCAACCCAUCCUUGUACUCUCAGGGCAGUCAGGACCAUAUAGCAGCUGACCGCGCGAGAGAGGACCUCUACCAGUGGAUGGCCAAACAGGAGCCUAUUAAAGUCGAACCCAAAAGUAAGAAACCAAUGAAGAUGAACCCUCGCGUGGUGGCGCAAUCCUUUCCGGCCUGCAGCCUGUAUCCUCUUCAGGGAUCUCUCAUGUUGCUGGAUGCCCAUUUGGUGUUCCAGCCAUUCUUGGCUGCCCUUGGAGUUUCGCCCCAUCAGGUCGCACAAGGAAAGGGUGAGGCGAAAGAAGGCAGUGGAGAUGGAAGUUCAGGUCUGGAUGCCCUGGGAUGCUCGGUGUCUUUAGCGGGAUGGCUCGACGCACUGCGUGUCCAUAUAGUAGUCAGCGAAUUGGGAAGACACAAGGGAAAAGCAUCCCAGACUCAAGGAGACCAAGCAUCGGAAAGUCCGGCGUUCCUCUGCGAGAAGAUAUCGGUGGAUGUUCUAGUCAAGAAAGUGGCAGAUGUCGCCGUGGAUGAGCUGGUCCAGAAACAGAACGUGGUCUAUAUUUCGAGAGGACAACUCAAGAAACAUAUCAGUACUAUGAUCAACUGUAACUUGAGUAUACGGUUCAUAUCGCAACAGGUUAAUAUGCCGUUACUCCGUCUUCUGCACCAAAUAAGCAAUAUGUACCAAAACGUAAAAGACACUCAUUCAGAACUACGUGCACGCACCGACCGACCCAGACCGCACAAGCGGCCUUCCGAAUACCGUGAGAAUUUGGUGAGUGUGACGUCGCUGGAUAAGGAUGUGUUUGUGGGUCUGGACCCUAAGUGGGAGCCCAACAGCUCUGACGUCACUUCCGAAAAGGGUUUGAGUCCCCCUCCGCGGCCGAGGCCGCAGUCCUUUGCCCAGAAGCUCAGGUCUACGGGGAAAAGUGUCAAAGGACGACUUGGCUACAGUUCCCUAAACGAAGGCGCCCAUACUCCUAUGUACAAUCCCGAGGUGGCACCAGAUGAGGCUCCCCCUACUCCCACAAUCCCGGAACCCACCAGCGUCAACUUAGCACCGCGCUGUUGGCGCACCCUGUAUCAGCUCCUGGAGUUGUACGCCAACAUGCCCGAUGCGGAUACCAUCACGCACAGGUUCUCAGUAUCAACGGAGUUGCCAGAGGCCUAUCGAGUCAAAGGCACGGGGCGUCCCAGCUCAAGGGAACAGAACAACAGCAACUCCUCUUCCACUGCAACGGGUUCUGGCAUCGUCGUCAUGGGGGCUGCUAGAAUACAUCGUACGCGUCUCCUAGCAUCGCUUUCCGGUCUGAAGUUGGAAGCGGAAAUUACGUCACUGCAAGGCUCGCUUUCCGCGUCCCGUGCUCGUCAAUGGGCCCUCGGCGGUAACUUGGGAAGGACGGCCAUUGUUCUACUCGAAGGUGUCGCUCCUAAUCAUCAGACAGUAGUACGAGUGAGUGUGGGAAAAUCUCAGGCGUUGUAUUCGUGGGAGGGAGGGCGCCUCGGGGCCACAGCCCUUGGCUCCAUUGGGGGAGUCCGAAUCGAUUUGCCCCAACAUCCCGUCGCCUUACACGGGGUCAUGACGAGAUCUAGUAGGCAGCUGUCGUCUACAUUACAGGAGCUAGGCGUUACGCGUACUUCGUCCCGCAUGUCCCGCGGAGGGGCCGGGCCAGGAGGGGCGGAUGGUUCUGAGGAAGAGGGCAGCCCACCCGCCGCACCACCACCUCCCCGAGUUCCACCAACAGCCGACACGCCCCUGCUGCAACCGCUGCAUCUGCAGUUCUCGGUAGUGCUGCAGAGUCUGAGUAUAACAGCGGCUCUAUUACCAUCGCUUCAAGCCCAGUAUAAGAUGGAGCGCGUCCACAGCUCGGGCGUGACUGCUGGCAAGGCGCACUUUACUGUGGAACUUCCACACCACUCGCUCAGCUUUGUGACUAAGCUCCAGGUGACAGAAGCAAAUAUCCCAGCUGCAGCAUCGGUGGCGCUUCCAGCGGUGUCCUGCCGUGCACGCGUACUCGACUGCGCUCCCAACGACGCACCCGGAGCGGAAUCUGGUGAGGAAGGAGCCGUCCUCAUGGCAGGGCGAUACUUGGCAGCGACAGCCGACAUCGGCCUCUUUGAGCACACCCUGUCUACUGAUCUUUUGAACCAUCUGGUCUUCGUGCAGAAAGUUUUUAUGAAGGAAGUAAACGAAGUAGUACAAAAAGUAUACGGGGGCGAAAAACCAGUUCCACUUUGGAAUGAGGAAGAAGCUUCAUCGUCAGCACUAAGCAGAAUCCUCUUCUCUUUGCUGAUUAGGAUUAAACGUAUCCAACUGACAGCGACCACGCCCAGCAACAGCGCGGUGCGUCUGGAGACGGGAGCAGUGGAACUGGAACUGUCGAACCGAGUCCAAAAUGUCACACAACCUGCGCAGUCGCACGGAUUGCGGCUCUUUGCGAGGGCACAGGUGGACAUAAAUCUGAGUUUGGGUCAACUGAUACGCAACGCAAUGUUCGAGGAGGCGGAAGCUGAGUUUCAGCAGUACGCUUUCUUCAACACGAGAAUAUCUAUGCGCAACGCAUUUCAAGAAGAAAUAGUCUGUGGAGAAGACAAAGAAGUCGUCUUGAUUCGCCUCAAACGCCCUCUCGUGUAUAUUCAGCCUAUAGCCGUGGAUCGGGCCAUACUUGUGUGGCUGAAUUACAAGAAUGCCUACGAAUACUGGAACGAGAAACGCAUGACGUUGAAUAAGGAAGUGCUGACUGCCACGCAACAGGUUUUCGAAAAGGUACAACUAACAUCGCAGAUCGGUACUCCUCACUUGAGCACACUGUUCUUACAAUUGAACGUGGAUGACAUCGGCAUAUGUCUGCCUCUCAACCAACCUCCAGUGUCUAAAUGGUGCGGAUGGGGUUGGGGCUGGGGUGCGAGCGAAGGCGGCGUGGGUGGAAUGGGGGGAGACGGAGAAAGGGGGGCCGUGGUUGUCACCCUCGAGAGCACGAGCAUUUCCGCGGUCAGCUCUGGAGCGUUGGUCAGUAAGGGCCGGUUUGUGGGGCUUUGCCUGCGAUUCGCGAGGGACUUCGAAGCGUCGCUCGAUGACUGGAAGCCGGAGCCCCAAGAGGCGUGCGUCAACGUUUGCUGCGUUUCCGAAGGCACCUACGAAGUUUGCAGUCGGACGGCGGCGGCGCGACAUAACGAAAACGCCAAGUGGUUCCUGAACGUGUCUUGGCAAAUGGAAGGAGUGGAUAUUCAUCUGGACACAAACGUUGGCAAGCAGUUGUCUGCAUUGGGACACACUCUGACUAUGCUUACUGGUUUUGAAGAGGAAGAUCCUUUAAAAAUGGACUACGAGAGUGAUUUAGACGAGGAAGCUGACAACAGUAAAGAUUCCCAGGAAAGCAUAGUCCUGCGACGCAAAUACACAGACCAUCUGCCCGCGUUCGUGUUCGACACAUCGAUAGACGCGAAGAAGCGUUCGAAGUUAAUCGAGAAGGAAAUGACGGAACAGGCGAAGAUAAUCAGCGAUUUACGGGCUUUGGGGGCCAGUCAUAGUACUGUGGAGUACGAACUGAGGAGACUACAGGACUUGGAGGCUUUGGUGUUCAAGGACUUUAGAAGGGAUAUGUUGCAAAAACUUCGACGGCAGAGUGUGAGAGCCAGUUCCAUAACGAAAGGAAAACUGGGGCUCGGCUCCAGUCGUCCCCCGCCUUUGCCGCCGCUACCACCUUUACCGUCAUUGCCACCUGAUGCUGAAAGUAUUGGUGAACCAGCUUCCGCCGGUAUAGUGAUGCCUUCCAACACAGUCGGCAAUCUUGCAGCGAUGGGCAGUCUGGGCAUGAGUAGUUUAGCCAGUGUGGGCAGCUUGGGCAGCGUGGGGGAUUCCGGAGAGACCUUGUUAUUGGUAGAAGAUGACACGCGCCUUGCCGAUAUCAUUGAAGGUGCUUCUUGGAGUUCCAUGGACAGUGAAACAUUGACAGGUCCAUCUCGUUGUGGCUCUCUCCGCGGUACUUCUGGUGGAAGAGCGGUCUCGUUUGGACAGAACAGACAGACAUGGCCUGAUCGUUUGGAUUUGCCGCCGAGGAAGAAUACAGAUACAAGUACGACAUCUGAAGGCGCGACUCAGUCGGAGAGCAAGCCCAGUAAGGCGAAAACGGCGGAACCCAACAUAGACUUUGAACUCGAUGUCAAAGUGCAUAUCAACAGUGGCAAGUGUGUGCUGCACACCAAAGAGCCCAUUAAGGAGGACGAUCUCAAGAGUGGUAGGUCACGCGUGGGUCGAUCGGCGUCCGGUGGAAUGGCAGCGGGUACGAGUGCCGGGUCGGGUCUGGAGGUGGGAGGCACCAGCAAUCCCUCGAUGGGAGCACCGGGAGGAUCUCCCAAUGCGAGGCGGAAGCCACGACUACCACCCCCACCAGAUGUCACCGUCUUCAGAGUGCCUGGGUUGCAGCUUAAGGUACAUUAUGAAUCCAAAACUCUACCAGAGGAAUCGGCGUCACCACAAUCAAUACCAAAUAUGCCUCCACCGAACGUAGUAGGAUCUCGAAAAAUGGGAACUAAGAAAGCAGCUCUCUUCGCCUGGAUUACUUUGCAAAGUAUCCCCGAAGAGACCAUCAUCAGCCCUCAUAUAUUGGAGUUCCUCGAACAGACACUGGAGCCGAUACCCACAAAGGCCUCGUUUUCUAUGCCGACACCAGAAGCAGAAAGUCGUUCAACGGGCUCCGGCGGUGAGGCGGGAGGUUCGUACGGCCAGUACGUAUACGCUUCGUUCCCGGUGGACGUGAUCGUUCACUUUCAUACGCGACCUGCUGCUUUCCGAUUCAGCUGCCUGCCCGCCUCUCGAGUCGAGUGCUUGCUGCAGUUGCCCAGUCUGCAGAUUGUCUUCAGCUCCAAGAGGGCCAGUGAUGAAGAAAUGGCUGAAGCGGCGAUAGCGAUGGGCGGUCUCAGUGUAACGGGCUGUUUGGCUGACUUCUCGGUCUACAUCUUCCAUCCAUACGGUGGCAAGAAAUCCAGCCUCAAGGAAGCCCAGUGGUCGCCCUUGGCUGACACGGAGCGGAAAGACUCCCUCAGCAUCAACGUGGAGUUUGUCAAGUUCCACCUCUCCAGAUUCCGGAAGCUAGAUUUCCAGACAGAUCAAGACCAAUCGAAAGCCACCGUUAGGUUUUCAACGAUCGUGGACGUGGGCUCGGCGUCAUUCAAGUACGACAUGCGUCGUUUGGGCGAGAUCCUGGCUUUCCCUCGGGCCUGGUACCGGCGCUCCAUCGUCCGGAGGCUGUUCCUCGGUGAUGUCAGUCUCGACUUGGACCAGCCGUCCACAAGCAACAAUUCGCCAGUGUCACCGGUUCUACCGCAACGCGAAAAGGCCAAACUAGAAACGCAACGAUCCAAAGAGAGCAAGCAAUGGGGAGCUGCAUGGGAGACCCUGGUUCUCUUCGCUGUGAACUUCACACGGCUCAACGUUCAUAUGAACAUGGGCAACGUUAUGGGGAAUGUCAGCUGGCAGUCCCGUUCGUUGGGUGCGUCCGGUCGUCUGAGUAUCGGGAGUACGCAUCAUCGCCACAUGGUAGUUCGCGUAUCUCUGGCCGGCUCCGCCCUCGACGCUCGAGGAGGAAUUGUGGGCGGCGCCAUUAGUUUGGCAGCGCUGCAUGCCCAUGUGCACGUGGAAGAAGAGCCGGGUAGCAACCCUGCGCACGUAUGCGGCGUGCGAUUAGCCGCGUUGGAGCUACGGCUGGAGUACAUGGGGACACCAGUGCUUCUCGCACGGCUUUCUCGGCCGAGGGCGGCGUUUAGAGACCAAUGGCUGGCCCAUAGACAUCGACCAGCUGCCAGUCGUCCAGCCAGCAUCCUCACUCACUGCACCUUGAGUUGGCACCAACUCCAGAUCUUGAUGAGCCGCAGCACGACGCCGGAUCUGCUGAAGAUGCAGCUCAAGUUGGAGGAGUUCUUCACACAGCAGUUCAAGUCCAGCAAACGAGUGUUUAGUUCCUUGCACCCGAGCUACGGCACUAUGAGACGAGACAGGAAAGAACCGACGACAAGUGCCGGUGAGGGUGCUUCCCCGCAGCAGGAGCUGAGGCAUCACAGGCAUUGGCAGAAGGUCUUCACCUACGUAACUGGUCUGCCGCUCAACGAGACCUCGACAUCCGGUCAGGGCUGCGUGAUCGGAGGCAGUAUCGAAUUGGUGGGUUCGAACAUAUCCUUGGCGUGUUUCCAUGGCAACAGCCUGAAAGCGAAGUCCUGGGCGCUCUUCAGUCUAAAGGACGUGUGCAUCACAUUCGCCACCGAAGCCCAACAUCUUCCAAACGAAAUUGGUGAACUCGAAGUCCAAGCAGUCCAGACCCUGACGGCGAGUCUGGGCGGUGCCAGCCCCGCGGUGAGCGGCGGACACCAGUCCCUGGCCACGGUGUGCCGCAUGUCGCGAACUGUGCUGUUCCCGCCGCAGUUCAAGACGCUGAAGGAGUGGUUCCACUAUGCCUUCGCUGAUAGUGAAAUCGAUGCAAUAGAACUUUUCCCGUCGCUGGAACGCGAGGGCGGUAUCGUGACAAGUGGCACGGGCAGCACGGGCAGCUCGGGAAGUACGAGCAACGGCGCGGGCAAGUCGGGCCACGUGCGGGAGGUGAUCUUCGCCCUGCCCGCGUUGCAACUGCAUCUGCGGACUAGCCAUCGGCAGCCGCAAGAAGUGCCUACUGAGAAUGAUCCAAAGCCGAUAGUCGAGUGCAGCUUUAUAACGGAAUUCGAGGAUCACAUCUUCGUAUCGGUGGAUGCUGAGGCCUUCCUCUUCUUGCACGAUCUCAUCUCUUCUUAUAUCAAGGAAAAAGAUCGCGUGAUGCCGGGAGGCCGCGCUUCACACAGCGACUCGACUCUGGUAAUCCCACCACUGGACUAUCGGGACUACCACUGCCUCACUUGGCACCUGGAACCCACCGUCAGAUUACUAUCGUGGGCGGGGAAAUCUAUCGAGCCCUACGGAGUCGAUUACAUCCUUCAAAAACUCGGCUUCAGCCAUGCCCGGUCUACGAUACCCAAAUGGUUACAGCGGGGUGCGUUAGACCCAUUGGACAAACUUCUUUCUUUGCUUCUACUAAGAUUGUUAGGGCAGCUAAAAUAAAGAGACGUAUUAGGUUAUGAAACGGACACAGAAAUGUGUCUAAUACCAUUCUGCCAUAUUUAUAUUUUACAGGUUUUUAAAUUUAUUCAAUUAUUAUCAGUGUGACAAUUUCUUAAAAUGUCUAACUAAAAUUAUGAAAAAAUGUCAUAUAUCGAUUUAAGUACGUUUUAAAUAUAUGAUUGAAAUUCUUUUAAAUCUUGACAUCACCAAGAGGAUAAUCAUUGCUGUAGCUGAAUUUGUUUUUUUAAUAAUUUGUAAAAUUAGGCAAUUUAAAACAUUUAAUGACAUUGCUAUUAAAGUUUAAAUCUAUUAGAUAAAUUUUAUCUAUAACCGAAAGUUAUACGAAAAAUGUUAUCUGUGGUUAAUAACUGUAUUUUAUCUUUAAUUUUGCCUAUGUAUGUAUGCAUGUUGGUCGGACCCAUAGUGAAUCUAGACUGAAGUUUUAUAUCUAAAAUAUACUCGGGUCGUUAAUAUUACUAGAUUAAAUUAAAUAAAAAUAUUAAUUUAAAUUUAGAUUUUUACGGGGUUAUUUUAAACAUAAAUAUUUUGUUCUUAAACUUAAAAAGAUAUUCAAAAUCAAGGACACAUUGAUUUGAUAAUUAUAUUGAUUUUCCUUAUUGAUUCACCUUGCUUGCUAGCCCUUGCUAGGUCGCCGGGAAUAUAGUUAAUAAAUAGUAAACAAAAAAUACCUAAUAUUAAACCAAAUUAAAUUUUAAAAUAACCCCGAAAGGAGACUAUACUUAAACGAAAAUUUCACUAGAAAAUUGCUAUUAAUAAAUAAAAACUAUAAACCCUUAUUAUACUAGCAAAAUGUAAACUAUUAUUUAUUAGUAGGCGUGGAAGUUAUUUUGUGAUAAAAAUAAUUUAAGUACUACAAUGUUAUUUCAAUUGGGAAACCGGUUUAUUCAUUCCAAUUAUUUUAAUAUGUCAAAUGUAGGAAUAGUAAAUAGAGAAGCUUUCGAAAUU
Molecule: messenger RNA, 15096 nt
Organism: Pieris rapae (cabbage white)
Lineage: Eukaryota; Metazoa; Arthropoda; Insecta; Lepidoptera; Pieridae
Gene: tweek
Product: transmembrane protein KIAA1109
Exons: 56
Coding region: 169-14130 (4653 amino acids)
Biological process (GO): synaptic vesicle endocytosis
Source: RefSeq, a predicted model, not a curated record